This is a messenger RNA of Acipenser ruthenus (sterlet), 1010 nucleotides long. RefSeq names its product axonemal dynein light intermediate polypeptide 1. Gene Ontology annotation, cellular component: axoneme; filopodium. The record is from RefSeq and is a predicted model, not a curated record. Lineage: Eukaryota; Metazoa; Chordata; Actinopteri; Acipenseriformes; Acipenseridae. Gene Ontology annotation, molecular function: dynein heavy chain binding. Bases 170 to 937 code for a protein of 255 amino acids. The transcript is spliced from 6 exons.
AACCUAGUUGUCACAGAAACGGUAAACAUGGUCUUGGACAUAUACCACAUAAACACAAGUUUGUCAGCGCGAUUCAUCUGACAGUCCAGACUGAAACCGUACUGCAAUUAGUUAUGAAAAGCGGUUACAUUUGUUAUCCGAUUAUAAAGUUGUAGUUCAUUUCGACAACAUGAUUCCUCCGGCCGAUUCUUUGUUGAAAUAUGACAACCCAGUCCUUGUCAGCAGAAAUACAGAGAAGAAAUCACCAAAGUCUCGACCUUUGAAAGUGAGCCCUCAGCAACCAGUGGUAACAGGUCCAGUCCCCCCACCUCCCAAAUCAAAGACAACUUCAAUUGAUGUUAACAAAGAACAGACUGAGGAAAUCCUUAAUGCAAUCCUACCUCCCAGAGAAUGGAUGGAAAGCAACCAGCUGUGGGUGCAACAGGUAGCUAGUACCCCUUGCACUCGCAUGGAUGUGGUUCACCUACAGGAACAGCUGGAUCUGAAACUGCAGCAAAGACAGGCUCGCGAGACAGGAAUCUGCCCUGUGCGCAGGGAGCUCUAUUCACAGUGCUUUGAUGAACUUAUCAGACAGGUCACCAUUAACUGUGCAGAGCGCGGGCUGCUUCUGCUGAGAGUGCGAGAUGAGAUACGCAUGACUAUUGCUGCCUACCAGACUCUGUAUGAAAGCAGUGUGGCGUUUGGUAUGAGGAAAGCUCUGCAGGCUGAACAAGGGAAAUCUGACAUGGAGAAAAAGAUUUCCGACAUGGAAAAUGAGAAGAGGGACUUUGAGAGGCAACUGAAUGAGCAGAAAGCAAAGUGUGAAGCUAUUGAGAAACGUGAGGCUGAGAGAAGACAGGUGGAGGAGAAGAAACACACUGAGGAAAUCCAGUUCCUCAAACGAACUAACCAGCAACUCAAGGCACAACUGGAAGGUAUUAUUGCUCCGAAGAAAUAAGUGGACCAGAAAAUCUUACAUUUAUUGUUUCCACUAUGUAAUACUGUUGUUUAUUAAAUUCUUAUAUAAAAUA